Eimeria tenella is the source of this 1308-nucleotide messenger RNA. RefSeq lists its product as uncharacterized. The transcript has 2 exons. NCBI's taxonomy places the organism in Eukaryota, Apicomplexa, Conoidasida, Eucoccidiorida, Eimeriidae. The record is from RefSeq and is a predicted model, not a curated record. Bases 1 to 1308 code for a protein of 435 amino acids.
AUGGCUGCGAGCUUUCCCGUCGAGGCUGCAGCCACGGUAGAUACACCCGGCGGUGAACCGGAGGUGUAUCCGCUGUCCGCUGCCUCUGCUGAUCCCGAGUCCCUGGAUGAAGAGGUAGAGGCCCCCAAAGGGAUUUCUUUAAGCGGAGAUGUUUACAAACUCGCAGAAGAUGACCUCAAGUCCCACCGGCGCCGGCGGUGGGGCCUCCGCUCGGUGGCCUUGAAGGGCUUUCUGGCUCUGGUGGUGUUGACCCUUCUAAGCUUCUCUAUCGUGGACGUGAAGCCCCCCAAAGCAGCAGCAAAGUGGACCCCUCCAGCCCUUCCUCGUAGGUCCCCCGCCCCCCCCGCAGCAGCAGCAGCAGCAGCACCAGCCGCAGCAGCACCAGCACCAGGCGCAGCAGCACCAGCACCAGCACCAGCACCAGCACCAGCAGCACUAGCAGCAGCAGCAGCAGCAGGAGAAGAGUUUCCGCCGUUCCCGGACCCUGAGGGGUCCGUGGAGUACUACCAGGAGAGCUUUCUGUCUGCAGCCGACCAGCUGGAGGGCCUGUGGGAGAGGGCGUCUCCCGCAGCGGCGAAGGCGCUGGCGGUGCCCACAGAGCCCCGCGAGCUGCCGCUCUACAAACUGAACCUGCUGCUGAUGGAGGGGCUGUGUAGCGGCGCAGCAGAAGUGCUGAAGGCGCUGGGGGACAUGGAGCAGCUGCACGAGGCGACGGGGGUGCCGGUGGGGCUGCUGGGGACGGGCUCGGAGGCGGAGCUGGAGGCGCUGGCGGCGCCGGGGGCGGACCAGACCAGUGGUCACUCGCUGGACCAGCUGCUGCAGGACUUGGGCGUGCGGAGCCGGGCUUUCCCGCGGGAAAAGGUGCCGCGGCGGCUGGCGCAGCUGGUGGAGAACCUGGUGAACUUGAACUUCAUGGUGCGGGACUGCUACUUCCGAACUUUCGCCAAGUUCCGCCCCUUCUUGCAAGUCCUCGGCGUCGACAGCGAAGAGGAGUACCCCCGAGUUCCUCCAGUUCCUCUUUUGUUUGCAAAGGAGGAAUUCGACGCUGCACUCUUCGUGCUUUCCACGCGCGGCGGCUUCGGCUACGACUUGCGCUCGGAGGAGGUGCUGGAGAAGCUCGUGUCUUCCUUGGGGAACAACUGGAACUCGGAGAGCGCUUUCGAAUUUGCGAAGGAGCAGUACUACGAAAUCAAAUUUAUGAUCCACAGUUUCGCAAACGCGAAGGCUGCGAACCUCCGGCUUUCCAAGUGGGGGCCCCGGGGUCUAGACACCUCGAGUGUAUACGCACUUGCGCGCUUUCUCCUGUAG